This is a messenger RNA of Lycium ferocissimum, 1542 nucleotides long. RefSeq lists its product as uncharacterized. The transcript is spliced from 4 exons. The record is from RefSeq and is a predicted model, not a curated record. The coding region runs from base 120 to 1091 and encodes 323 amino acids. NCBI's taxonomy places the organism in Eukaryota, Viridiplantae, Streptophyta, Magnoliopsida, Solanales, Solanaceae.
GGGCCAAAUGGUUGACCAAAAAUGUCGUUUUUUCUCGUAUAAGAUGUUGAACAGAUCUCAAGAAAAAAACAACCCUCAUUAAUAUUUUUAUAUAUCAUUUUUCUUCUUUCUUUUUCAUAAUGGUUUCUGCAGAAACCGAGGCUAAUAGACCAGAAAGAAUCAAACUAAAAGAUGGAAGAAAAUUGGCUUACAAAGAAAGAGGUGUUCCUAAGGACAAAUCCAAGUAUAGAAUCAUUAUGGUUCAUGGAUUUGAUAGCUCCAAAGAAAGAGAUUUUCUUGCACCCCAGGAACUUAUGAACACAUUGGGAAUAUAUAUGGUUCAAUUUGAUAGAGCUGGAUAUGGAGAAAGUGAUCCAAAUCCAAAAAGAUCACUAAGCAGUGAAGCAACUGAUAUUGAGGAAUUAGCUAAUCACUUGGAAUUAGGAUCCAAAUUCUACAUAAUUGGUUUCUCAAUGGGAUCUUAUCCAACCUGGAGUUGUAUCAAACACCUCUCACAUAGGUUAGCCGGGGUGGCAUUUGUGGUUCCCAUUGUCAAUUACCAAUGGCCCUCUCUCCCGGACUCUGUAACAAAGGACGACAAACGGAAGAGGUGGUACAAAAGGAUGACUUGGGUUGCAAGAUAUGCUCCUAGAUUAUUGCAUUGGUGGUUGAUCCGAAAAACGUCUUCCUCCCCCUCUGCUGAUAAUACAAGACCUACAUAUUUUACUGACAAGGACUUGGAGCUUUUAAAGAAGGCACCUGGAUUUCAAUUUCUUACCGCGGAUAAGCUAAAGAGCAGGAGUGUUUUCAACAACCUCCGAAGCGACUUCCUUGUGGCGUUUAGUAAAUGGGAUUUUGAUCCUUUGGAGCUUAGCGAUCCUUUUCCUGAAAACGACCAAAGUUUUGUUCACAUCUGGCAUGGCUGUGAAGACAGAUUUAUUAAUUUGAAACUACAAAGACAUGUCUCAGAAAGGUUACCUUGGAUUCAAUAUCAUGAAGUUCGUGAUGGCGGACAUUUGUUGAUCUAUGAUACCAUUGUCUGUGAAGCCAUCUUAAAGUCUCUUUUGCUUGGAGAGGAGACACCACUCUAUACACCAAAAUUUUCUUCUUAACUGUCACAUCCUUUUUCUCCAAAAAUUUUAGGUCUUUGGAGCAAUGGGAGAAAUAACCUUUUUCGUAAAUGUCACUUUGAUUUUUCAAGCCACUUCUCGUUUCCCAUCCCAAAAGAAUUUGGUGAAAAAGGGGGUGACACUGCUAUAUUAAAUUCUCCAUCUCUUUAUUUUAUGUUAACGGCCGAAAAAUCUUUUACCCCACCAGCAUUAGGACUCAACAGCUGGAAGUUUUGCAUCACUAUCUAUAUAUAUUGUGGCUAGCAAUUCGUCGUGUGUUCUGUAGAAAUUGCAGACACAAUCAGUGUCAAAGCUUGGACAGCUAAUUUUUUGUUGCAUACCUGCAACUAUGAGUAGCAGAGCUGAAGUUUGUAAUUGAGAGAAGAAGUUGACAUGGUGAAAGAGAAGUAUAUUGGUAGAGAUUUAUAUAGUAAUCUGAGUAUGUUGUACAGCC